This is a messenger RNA of Pristis pectinata (smalltooth sawfish), 1072 nucleotides long. RefSeq names its product solute carrier family 25 member 27 (gene slc25a27). Gene Ontology annotation, biological process: response to cold. The record is from RefSeq and is a predicted model, not a curated record. Lineage: Eukaryota; Metazoa; Chordata; Chondrichthyes; Rhinopristiformes; Pristidae.
AUGUCUUCGCUCUCCCGAAUCAGCCUGAUCAAUAGUGAGGUGACAGGGCCAUGUGUCUGUGAACGGGCGGUGGGCAACAACCAGCCUGGCUCAGGCAGUCCCUACCAGCCAAGUUCGUGCUGGACGGCCUGCGCCGCCACUGUGGCAGAAACAGUAACCUUUCCACUUGAUUUGACUAACAGACUUCAAAUUCAAGGGGAAGCUGCUGACCGACUUCAUAAAACAUCGAAGCCUUACAGGGGAAUGAUACAGACAGGCUUGGAAAUAGUUAAAGAGGAGGGCCUGUUUAAGUUGUGGCAAGGUGUCACACCUGCCAUCUACAGACAUAUAGUGUAUUCAGGUGUACGGAUGGUCACAUAUGAACAGCUUCGUGAUUCACUACUUAAGAAGAAUGAUGAUGGCUACUUUCCUUUGUGGAAAGCUGUGCUAGGAGGAAUGACAUCUGGUGCCAUUGGUCAAUUUUUUGCCAGCCCAACAGAUCUGGUGAAAGUUCAGAUGCAGAUGGAAGGGAGAAGAAGGCUUGAAGGAAAGCUUCCAAGAAUCCAUGGGGUCUACCAUGCUUUUGUGAAAAUUUUGUCCGAAGGUGGAAUCCGAGGAUUGUGGGCGGGUUGGAUACCAAAUGUGCAGAGAGCUGCCUUAGUCAGUCUGGGAGAUCUAACUACCUAUGACACGGUGAAGCACUUCUUAUUGCGAAACACAGCUCUGAAGGAUGGUAGCUUAUGCCACGGUUUAUCAAGCAUUUGUGCAGGACUAGUUGCUGCUACCAUGGGAACCCCUGCAGAUGUCAUUAAAACCAGAAUCAUGAAUCAGACAAGAGAUAAACAAGGAAGAGGUUUACUGUACGUAUCCACAUACGAUUGCCUGAAGCAGACGAUAAAGAGAGAGGGAUUAUUGUCAUUGUACAAAGGAUUUCUGCCAACUUGGGCAAGAAUGGCACCUUGGUCAUUGACGUUUUGGCUCACGUUUGAACAGAUCAGAAAAUUAACAGGCCUCAAUUCAUUUUGACAUCUAUUCAGAUCUAAUUUAACUUCUGUGAAGUUCCUCUUUGAGAAAUGUGAUGCUGGAAUGUAGG